AUGAAUAGAUCAACGACUUUUCGAAAUAAACUUAAGGAAGAUGAUCCUGACAGAUACAAAGCGUAUUUGGACAAGCAGAAAUUGCGAAUGAAGGAGAGGAGAGAAAAACAGAAGAAAGAAUUGCAAAAGAAAAAUCCAUCUGAAGCUGCAAAGCUACAAAAACAGCAUGAACUGCUACUUCAGCGUGAAAGACAACAAAAGUGGUUAGAUAAAAAGAAAAUGGAGGCCAAUGGCUCUAUCAAAACUCCGCCAAGGUCAGUAAAAAAAUCAGUUGUUGCAACAAGACACAGUAUUGAGUCAAAAAGGUCUUCCAAUCGAGAAAUGAAAAGGAAAGAAAGACUCGUGCAGUCGUACCAAAAGAAAAUGUGGAUAAGAAAAAGGGACAGAGAGAGGAAAGGUUUGAAGAGAGAGGCUUUGAAGAGAGAGAGAGAGAGCUUCUCACAUACAGCCUGCAAGUUCAGUCACUAG
Molecule: messenger RNA, 468 nt
Organism: Mya arenaria
Lineage: Eukaryota; Metazoa; Mollusca; Bivalvia; Myida; Myidae
Product: transcription initiation factor TFIID subunit 3-like
Exons: 1
Coding region: 1-468 (155 amino acids)
Source: RefSeq, a predicted model, not a curated record